Molecule: messenger RNA, 8423 nt
Organism: Pangasianodon hypophthalmus (striped catfish)
Lineage: Eukaryota; Metazoa; Chordata; Actinopteri; Siluriformes; Pangasiidae
Gene: slc4a8
Product: solute carrier family 4 member 8
Exons: 25
Coding region: 247-3564 (1105 amino acids)
Biological process (GO): monoatomic anion transport; transmembrane transport; bicarbonate transport
Cellular component (GO): plasma membrane
Molecular function (GO): solute:inorganic anion antiporter activity; sodium:bicarbonate symporter activity; monoatomic anion transmembrane transporter activity
Source: RefSeq, a predicted model, not a curated record
GGAUCGCUGGGAUGUGAGCGCGCGCAGCCUCCGGAGCCAGAAACAAGCACUCUGAGCAGGGUUAAACACCUUUGUCUUCUUCUUAUUAUUAUUAUUUAUUUUUUUUUUUUAAAAAACUGAUCCUUGCAGCUUUUUUUUUCCAUGAUGGCUGUCCCGGAUGAGCUGCUGUUCCAUGCAGGGAAUUGACAGGAAGACUUUCCGUGGUGCAUCCCGUCUCCUAGAGCUGCCUCGCCUCUGGAAUUUAAAAUGCCUGCAGAAAAAAGCGACCAGGAGAGCAUGCUGAGCUACCAGAGACCCGGUGAGGAGGUCAUUGUUGAUCAGGGUGGCACAAGCUCAGUCUUCAACAUCCACUAUGAGAAAGAGGAGCUGGAGAGUCACAGGACUCUGUUUGUUGGGGUGAGGAUGCCUCUGGGCCGUCAGUCUCACCGCCAUCACAGAGCUCACGGCUCCAAACACCGCAGGAGAGAGAGGUCGAGAACGGGGAGCCUAGCUCCUGAUACUGACCUUACAGAGAGCACUAACGUCCCACACGACACUCCAUCACAGAGAGUGCAGUUUAUUCUGGGCACAGAGGAGGAUGAGGAACAUGUGGCUCAUGAACUGUUCACUGAGCUGGAUGAGAUCUGCGUUAAAGACGGCAAAGACGCCGAGUGGAAGGAGACAGCCAGGUGGCUAAAGUUCGAGGAGGAUGUGGAGGAUGGAGGUGAGAGGUGGAGUAAACCCUAUGUGGCCACUCUGUCUCUGCACAGCCUGUUCGAGCUGCGUAGCUGCAUCAUCAACGGCACCGUCCUCCUGGACAUGAGAGCCAACAGCAUCGAGGAGAUCGCCGACAUGGUGCUGGACCAUCAGGAGGCAGCUCACGAGUUGGAUGACAGUGUGAGGGUGAAGGUUCGAGAGGCUCUGCUGAAACGACAUCACCACCAGAGUGAUAAGAGGAGAUCUAACCUGCUGCCCAUGGUCAAAUCUCUGACUGACUCCGGCAGGAAGCAGAGCGAACCCCACUGCCUGGACAAGACCGGACACGUCACAUCUUCUCAGUCUCCUCCUUUAACUGCUGAAGUGAAAAACGGGGCGGGGCAGGAUAACGGCCAAAUGGACCUUAGUAAGGUGGACACACACUUCAUGAAGAAGAUCCCUACUGGGGCUGAAGCCUCUAACGUGUUGGUGGGAGAGCUGGACUUCCUGGAGAGACCUAUUGUAGCGUUCGUCCGACUUUCACCUGCGGUAUUGCUAACAGGACUCACUGAAGUACCCAUACCAACCAGGUUCAUGUUCAUUCUGCUCGGGCCGGAUGGAAAAGCUCAGCAGUAUCACGAGAUUGGAAGAUCCAUGGCUACCAUUAUGACCGAUGAGAUUUUUCAUGAUGUAGCGUACAAGGCUAAGAACAGGAGCGAUCUGCUGGCUGGGAUUGAUGAGUUUUUGGAUCAGGUGACUGUUUUACCUCCUGGGGAGUGGGACCCUUCUAUCCGCAUUGAACCCCCAAAGAGUGUCCCCUCACAGGAGAAAAGGAAGAUGCCUGGCGUGCCCAACGGGACGACUGUUCCUGCUGAGGUGGAGACACACGGGGAACACCAUGGACCAGAACUACAGAGAACUGGGAGGUUGUUUGGAGGUUUGAUUCUGGACGUGAAGCGAAAAGCGCCAUUUUACCUGAGUGAUUUUAGAGAUGGGCUGAGUCUGCAGUGUGUGGCGUCAUUCCUCUUCCUCUACUGUGCCUGCAUGUCUCCUGUCAUUACCUUCGGAGGGCUGCUGGGGGAGGCGACAGAGGGACGCAUCAGUGCUAUUGAGUCUUUGUUAGGAGCCUCCAUGACGGGCAUGGCGUACUCUCUGUUCGCCGGUCAGCCGCUCACUAUUCUCGGCAGUACUGGACCUGUUCUUGUGUUUGAGAAAAUCCUUUUCAAGUUCUGCAAAGAUUAUGACCUGUCGUACCUGUCUCUGCGCACCUGUAUCGGCCUGUGGACAGCCUUCCUGUGUUUUAUCCUGGUUGCAACAGACGCUAGCUCUCUGGUCUGCUACAUCACACGCUUCACAGAGGAAGCCUUCGCCGCCCUCAUCUGCCUCAUCUUCAUCUACGAGGCUUUAGAGAAGCUCAUACAUCUGGGAGAACUUUAUCCUAUCAACUCACACAGUGACCUGGAUAAACUCACACUGGCCUACUGUAAAUGUGCAGUGCCUGACAACCCCAGUAAUAAAACUCUGAUGAUGUGGAGUGAGAGGAACAUAACAGCGUCUGAAGUGCCGUGGAGCAACCUCACUGUGAAGGAGUGUUUAGAUCUGCACGGCCAGUUUGUCGGGACAGCUUGUGGUCAUCAUGGUCCCUACACUCCCGAUGUACUCUUCUGGUCGGCUAUCUUGUUUUUCUCCACCUUCUUCCUGUCCACCUUCCUCAAGCAGUUCAAGACUAGCAGAUAUUUUCCAACACGGGUGCGGUCAGUGAUCAGUGAUUUUGCUGUCUUCCUGACGAUCGUUCUCAUGGUGCUGAUUGACUUCGCCAUCGGAGUUCCAUCUCAGAAACUACAAGUGCCAAGCAAAUUCAAGCCUACACGGGAUGACCGUGGCUGGCUGAUUAACCCGAUUGGUCGGAACCCAUGGUGGACGGUUCUGGCAGCGGCAAUACCAUCCAUGCUCUGCACCAUCCUUAUCUUCAUGGACCAGCAAAUCACAGCCGUCAUUAUCAACCGCAAAGAACAUAAACUGAAGAAGGGCUGUGGUUACCAUUUGGACCUGCUGAUGGUGGGGGUGAUGCUGGCCGUGUGUUCAGUGAUGGGCUUGCCGUGGUUCGUAGCAGCGACCGUGCUGUCAAUUUCCCAUGUAAACAGUCUAAAACUGGAGUCAGAAAGCUCCGCCCCUGGAGAGCAGCCACGAUUCCUGGGCAUCAGAGAGCAGAGACUAACCGGCCUGGGCAUCUUCCUGCUCAUGGGCUGCUCGGUGUUUAUGACUGGUGCUUUACAGUUCAUCCCCAUGCCAGUGCUGUAUGGAGUGUUCCUCUAUAUGGGAGCUUCCUCUCUCAAAGGCAUUCAGUUCUUCGACCGCUUGAAGUUGUUCGGCAUGCCGGCAAAACACCAGCCGGAUUUCAUCUACCUUCGGCAUGUUCCUCUGAGGAAAGUUCACCUGUUCACCAUCACACAGCUCACCUGUCUUGUACUGCUGUGGGUCAUCAAGACAUCCCCCGCGGCCAUCGUAUUCCCCAUGAUGGUGCUUGCGCUGGUCUUCAUCCGUAAACUGCUGGAUUUCUGCUUCAGCAAACGGGAGCUGAGUUACCUCGAUGACCUUAUGCCUGAGAGCAAAAAGAAGAAACUCGAUGAUGCGUCUAAAAAGGCAGAGGAGCAGGAGUCACAGGAGAUGCUGGUUGAUGACUCAGACAGAGGAGAGGAUAAAAACACGGUGCGGAUCCCGAUGGAGAGCAGCAAGCUUCUACAAUCUCCUAAAACACCAGACCCCAGGACUGACCCCUCUGACAUCAACAUCUCAGACGAAAUGUCUAAAACUACAGUCUGGAAGUCUCUUAGCUCCAAUCACAAAGACACACACCGUACAGCAGGGCUCAAAAAGGAUUGCCAGUGAAGAGGCACACAAAACCUGUGAAUUCAUCAACCAGUUAAUUAACAACAUUCUCUCUCUCAAACACACACACACACACAAGAUACACACUACAUACUAUUAAUCCUCCUUAUAGCCAUGAGGUGUGAGUGUGUAUACGGUAUGUGUGUGUGUUUAGUGUGUGUGUAUAGAGGAGUACACUUCUCUACCCCUGAAACCAGGCUCCCUGUUUCAUUUUAGCACUUUAACGCUGUCUAUAACGUCACCGUCACUGCACCGAAAGCGUAUAUUUUAUUUUAGGCGUAAUGAGUUUAAAUGUAUACCAUUACUGCUGUAUAUGUGCGUUGUUGUGCGUCGUUGAAAAUAACCUCAGUAAUAAGAGUAACGUCUUGAGAAGCUGAGUGAGUGAUUGAAGAGUUUUUUUUUUUUUAGUCAGAAAGUGUCUGUGAUCCAAAUUAAAGGGAAUUAAAGGGAUAUUCCAGUGUUUUUCAGGCACUGUUCAGAUGAUAUGGAUAUUUUUGAAAAAUAGUUUGUUCUCUGUGUUUUUGAAUGACUCCACACCCACCGCAACCUUCAACAGGAUAUGAAUGAAUGAAUGGAUGGAUGGAUGGAUGGCAUGAAACAGUAGUUCCACCUCAGUGUCAGUCCACAUAUGACUCCUUGGGUUUGUUUUCACCAUGUUGGUGUUUUUCCUCCACAUUUCAACAGUUUAUGACAUACUAUCGCCACCUACUGGGCUGGAGUUCUAAAAGGGUUUUUGGGAAUUUUUAUGAACACACAUUGGUAAAACAGACAUUUUCAAAAACAUCUGUAUGUGUGUGUGAGUGUGUGUGUGUGUGUACAGGGUGUGACCUGUAAUGUGGGAUUACACACACUGCCUCCUGCACUGAGAAAACCUGUUUACUCCAAAAGAAUGGAAGUCCAAGGGCAGAUGGUGAACUCUUCUCAUCAAACUAUAAACAGAUGAAAACUGAAUAGAGUUCUACUGUAUUACAUGUAUUACAGAAUUCAACAUCUGCCCUUGGACUUUGAGUUGUAAGUGACUUUUGAGUAAGCACAGAGUAAUGUGUCCACUACAUAAUGUUUGGAUAGACAUUAGGUAGUAAAACACUGGACUAUUCCUUUAAUUCUAGUAGAAUAAUAUGAUCAGUGCACUGAAUAAAGACCCUCCAUUUUGAGUGAAUGCUUUCUGGUGGACAGCAUUGAAAAUGAGCAAUAAAACACAAUAAUGAAUAAUAAUCGAUAACCUGGAUAACUUAAAAGAAUCUGAGGAAAGAGUAAGAAUAAAAAUAACAUAAAAUAUAUAUAAGAAAGCAGCAAUCAAGCAGAAUAAGGGUUGCCAGCUCCAUCUAAUUACUUAUUACCACUAUGUAUGUAAUCCAGCACUCCAAUAACACCCUUCUUAUCUUUACCGAUCUUGGUGUAAGGGCUUGGGCGAAAAAGGAACACAAGCCUUCGUGUACUUUAUGCUUUUUUUUUUUUUUUUUUUAAUUAAAAAUGCAAUUAAUAUGUAAAGAGGUUUAAUUUUUAUACUUCCAAAUUCUGGUAACCCUCAUUCAGGGUGUCAGUGUCAGUCGUUAACGGGUUGGCCACCAUAGUGAGAGUGGGUUAAAUGUCAACGUUAGCUUUGCUGGCAUUAAGAGAACACACUCCUUAAAGGAAAACUCCACCCUGAUAUACAUUAAACAUGUUUAUAUUGAAAUAUUCGUGAUGUGUUUAGCAAUUUUGGUGCUAAUUUAUUGGCUGGUGCUGUAUUUUCCUGUGUUAUUCUAUGUGAGAUCUGCUAGCGCAGUUACAAUGGGGUAUAAUAAGAAAAAAAUUUCAACAAUCUGAAAUAUAAGUGAGUCAGGUUUCGCUGUUAGCUCCUAAAAAUAACAGAGCAUAAUCAUCUUUUCUGACUCACUAUUUUCCAUGUCAUAUUAAUGAGCAAUCCAGUGCAGAAGUAGUGGAGACUUUGAUCCAGAUAUUUGGACUGAAAGUCCCAAAAUGCAAUGCAGGUACAGCAGAGGCUCGUCUCAGCUACUUAGCAUUCUACGAGACGAUGAGUUCAAUGGCAUGAAAGUUGAAGCUUUGAAAGCUAUUCUGUUUGAGAUGAGAGAGCUGGACAGGCUAAAAGAAUAAAGCGCCGCUGCAUCAGUCUUUAGUUAGAAGAUGAAGCGAAGGGUAAAUCCCACUGCACCACUAUCAGCAGGUAACCAUUAACCGUUAACCAAAGUGUUUAAAAUAGAUCAACAGACAAAAAUAACAUUACAGAAUAAAUCUCUGACGUUAUUAGAGAUCACGUGUUAAUUUUGAAUAUUGAUAUGCAAGUCUUUCAGGGUGGAAUUGUCCUUUAAUGAGGUGGUGCGGAUGUCUUUUUCCUCCAUCUAGACACCUCUUAUAUCACUGUUUAAAUUAGUUUAAGCACUAAUGAAAGACAGAGAGAAAGGCUCCUCAGGGUUCAGAGACCAGACGUUUGUUUAAAGCCACAAAACUCAAUUUUAAAAGCCAUUUAAAGGAACACUCCAGCAUUUUUCAACCUAAUCUCCAUCCACUGUCUCUGUAGCAUGUGUGUGUGUGUGUGUGUGAGAUUAUUAGAGACAAAAAUUUCAACACUUUUACUGAAGAAACAAGAAAAAAACAUUUAGCGCCAAAGUCACUUAAGUCAAUGUAAAUGGAAUACAGUGGAAAUGUAUUGCUGCACUUCCAUUAGGACUUCCAUUAGAAGUAUGUUUUAUUUUAGUGAACAGCUUUUCUGUGUCGAAAUUCAUAUCUACAGAUGUUGUUGAUAGAUAGUUUUAAAAAAAAAUGCUGGAGUGUCCUUUAUUGAUAUGUGUACAGGAUAUUUUUAGAUACUUAGCCUCUGUGUUUUUUUAUUUAUUUUUAUUUUUAAUUUUUUUUAAUUUUUAAAGCUCAGAGCAACCCCAUCAUGAGCCGAUCCAUGAAUUUCUACAAAUACGGUGCAGAUUAAGCCAUUAGAUUAUCAAAGCACACACUAGUGACAGGGUCAUGGACUUUCCUGAAACUUCACAAUAAACCCCUGCUUGUUUGGCCCCUCCCCAUUAUAGGUGUGGCCCUUCCCAUCUCCGCUAUUUACUUGUAUUAUAGUAAAAAUAAAAAAGGGUGGAGGGGGGGUGGUUCAGCAUUGUGUUUGAAUUUUCAGGUCUGCUGAACAAGUUUCACCUCAAUAAAACAGCUCUUGAUUUGUAGUUGCACUUUAUGUAGAUAUACACAGAAUAUGAGUUUCUAUUUUUUAACCCAAAGAUCUCAGAGAGUGUAACUGUGUAUUAUGAUUUAUUUUAGUAAAAUUGCCAUGUAUAUACUGUAAUAACAGAUCAGUGGAGCAUAUAUACGUAUUUUGCUUAUAGUAAUAGAGAACCAGGUAUUACUGGCAGAAUGAAAACUGGCAUUACUUUUUAUUUUACACGAAUGUCAAGCCAGUUAAUGAUUAAAUGAUCGAUGAAUGUUAACAACGCUGCCAUGAAGUCCUGUCGGAAAUAUCGUAAGUGCGAGAUGAGCGCACUUGAACGCCACCACAAUGUCGUAAUUACACCUGGGGAACUCUUAUGAGGAACUGUUAACUGUCCUGUGAUUCUUCUGAUUCUAUAACUUGGUGCAUAUUUUACUUAAGAACUGUUAUAUUAUCUUGACGUAAAGCGGCUUUGGGUUUGAGAAAGUCGCUUUAUAAAUAAAACUUAUUAUUUUUUCGAUGAGCCCAGCCUUUUCUGAGUUAGGGGUGUGUCAUUAACAAAAGGUUAAUGGUUCAGUCCUUCAUUUUGUUUGAGUAAGUCAAAAUAAACUUCUUGUCAUUAAUGAUACAGAAAAUAUAUAUAUAUUGUAUAUAUGUUUUCUCAUGCCGUCCAUUUUCUUCCCAACUAGAAUCACUUGAACACACACCAUGGUGUAAUCAUGACCUUUGAACUCGUAUAUACGAACUUCCAAAGAGGACUUGAAGGCAGCAUAAGGAUCAUAUGGAAUGUUAUACAACAGGGUGUGUACAGAUAGAGGCUCGAUUACUAAUAUAAUGAUAUCAAUAUCUGAAAUAUGCUUUAUUUCGAUUUUAGACAAUGUUCCAUUCGGUAACGAAUAAAACACUGUUACAGGAAAAUAACUAACAGGGUCAUGUGAUGAAGCGGAGUUACUGCUACCACACCGAAGUUAAUUACUUUCCUAUAACAGCUUGUCCUGAAGUGUUUUAUUCCUCUUAUACCACAUCAAUUUGCUAUCGAUUACAAAUUUGUGUCUAUUAAAGAAUGACCCGUCAUACUUUUUACCCGUUUAUAGUUAGAUUUAAUGUUCUGGAGCGUCCAUGAAACAAAUUAAUUCCUGUUAUCACGUACGUUAUAUAUGUCCUUCCCUCAUCAGGCUAUGACAAAAAAAAUGCAGCUUGUCAUGUUACAGAGAAAUCACAAAGUAUAAACUCCUCUGUCCUGAAGAUGUCAGAAAACUUGAAGUUACAGCUUUAUCUCUGACUGUUACAAAGCACUGACACUGGAGACUCCUUCCUUAAAUGUUAAAUAAACAUCUCCUUACAGAAAACGUUACCAUAUCAACGACUUCCCGUCUAUUAUUUGUCGUAGAUUAUGUGGAUUAUUACGUCCGCCGUACAAGCUCCUGUGAAUGAGCUGUUACUAUAGUAACAAACAUCUUCUGACCAAUCAGAGUUGAGAAUUCCACAACACUGUGGUAUAAAAUACAGAUAUUUAAAAAAGUUUCUGAUUUUUAAAAUGCAAAAAAAAAAAAAAAAAAGACAAUGAUAUAUCAUGUCCACCUCACACACACACACUUUGAAAAAUCAUUUCAUUCUUAUUUAAAUGUUGAUUUGAAAAAUUGUGCUGUACUGAAAAAAAUAUUCACAUUUGAAGUGCUAAAAAAAAAAAAAAAAACGUCUGAAUGUCACGUUA